Molecule: messenger RNA, 1188 nt
Organism: Apus apus (common swift)
Lineage: Eukaryota; Metazoa; Chordata; Aves; Apodiformes; Apodidae
Product: PHD finger protein 7-like
Exons: 9
Coding region: 1-1188 (395 amino acids)
Cellular component (GO): nucleus
Source: RefSeq, a predicted model, not a curated record
AUGGGUGCUGAUUUCAUAGUGGCCAUUGAGACACAGAGAGCCAAGCCACAAACAAAGGGACAGUGGGCUCAGGCCCAUGUCAAAGUGAUGUGGGUCACCAGUGGAGACACUCCAGCACUGCUGCAAUGGAGACUCUCCCAGUGUUCACGAGUGACGUGCACCAUGUCUGCUAGCAUGGAGCAAGAAUGCAUGCUGUGUCACCGGGCAGGGGCUGACCCAGACAUCUGUGGGCCCAAACUGCAGAAUGGCGGGAUCUGUGCACACUCCUUUUGCCUGUAUUUUGGCAAUGGGAUUUUUCAGCAAUGGCAUAACGAUGGAGUUUGCCUUGAGGAUAUUAGAUAUGCAAUCAAACAGGCAGCACAGAAGCAUUGCUUUGUCUGUGGUGAGAGUGGGGCCACCAUCACCUGCUGCGAGAUGGGCUGUGACCGCAGCUUCCAUCUCCCCUGCGCUGAGGAGGGUGAAUGUGUGACCCAGUUCUUUGGACUCUACAGGUCCUUCUGCUGGGAGCACCGGCCAGAGCAGGCAGUGGAGGUGGCUCCAGAGAAGAACACCACAUGCCUCAUCUGCCUGGACCUGGUGGAAGACAGAAAGUCCUACAGAACCAUGGUGUGCCCAGCAUGCAAGCAUGCCUGGUUCCACAGGGACUGCAUCCAGAAACAGGCUAUCCAUGCUGGCUACUAUGGCUUCUGCUGCCUACACUGUCAAAAUCAGUAUAAUUUUUCAAUGGAAAUGCUCACCAUGGGAAUUCAAAUCCCCAGGAGAGGACCAUCAUGGGAAGAUUAUGGUGCCUAUCAAGAACUAUAUGAGAGGCACAGGUGCUGUGAUGCUAGGGAGUGCCUUUGUCCAGGAGGCAGGGAACAGGUGGAGGAAGAGGGGCUUUGGCAACUGCUCCUGUGCUGCUCCUGUGCUGCUGAGGGCACCCACAGAGGCUGCUCCCACCUGAGAAAAAGCUCAACCAGCUGGGAGUGUGAUUGCUGUGCUGACCUGGGCACUGCCUCCAGUGUGACCUUGAAGAUCAGCGGUGCCAUCACCCCAAACCAGGUGACACUGGGGACAUCCUACAACUCCGUGGCCCCUGAGACCAGCAGGCCCAGCUGCCCUGGGCCCAUGCAGAUGCGAGACCACUCCCGUUCACAGCGUCGGGCCCGAAAUCACCCCUACAGCCAGGCAAGACAACGCAGACCCUGA